Molecule: messenger RNA, 1988 nt
Organism: Phyllostomus discolor (pale spear-nosed bat)
Lineage: Eukaryota; Metazoa; Chordata; Mammalia; Chiroptera; Phyllostomidae
Gene: GOLGA7
Product: golgin A7
Exons: 6
Coding region: 157-570 (137 amino acids)
Biological process (GO): peptidyl-L-cysteine S-palmitoylation; Golgi to plasma membrane protein transport; protein targeting to membrane
Cellular component (GO): palmitoyltransferase complex; Golgi stack
Source: RefSeq, a predicted model, not a curated record
ACGGCCAGAGAAGAGGGUGGGUCCUAGCCUUGAAGUAGGAGGCCGAGCGGAGGGGCGGGGAAAGAGGCCUUUUGGGGCAGGUCGUAAGUGACGGCGCAGGUGGCGCGACAGCAGCUGGAGGGCGGAGGAGGCGGCGGGGCCGGUCCUGUCCUCGCCAUGAGGCCGCAGCAGGCGCCGGUGUUCGGGAAAGUAUUCAUUCAGCGAGACUACAGCAGUGGCACACGCUGCCAGUUCCAGACCAAGUUCCCCGCGGAGCUGGAGAACCGGAUUGAUAGGCAGCAGUUUGAAGAAACAGUUCGAACUCUAAAUAACCUUUAUGCAGAAGCGGAGAAGCUUGGGGGCCAGUCAUAUCUUGAAGGCUGUUUGGCUUGUUUAACGGCAUACACUAUCUUCCUGUGCAUGGAGACUCAUUACGAGAAGGUUCUGAAGAAAAUCUCCAAAUACAUUCAGGAGCAGAAUGAGAAGAUAUAUGCUCCCCAAGGCCUCCUCCUGACAGAUCCCAUUGAGAGAGGACUUCGAGUUAUUGAAAUUACCAUUUAUGAAGACAGAGGGAUGAGCAGUGGAAGAUAAACCAUAAAAUUAAAGAUCCUAGCUCCAGCUGGGACUGUCAUCUAUCCACUGGCCAAUCGCAGAGCGUCCCCUACCUCUCCAGAGCGUCAUUCCUUUGUAUCUGCUGCCAGAGCCACGGUGCCAUUUUCUCCAAGGACUAACUUUCUAAAAUUCCACACCUGGGGUGACCUCUAGUCACUCAGCAUCCACUUUGUGUCUCCAAAUUGUGUAGGACUCUAUAACCUUUGUGUUAGUUUCUGAGAAAACACAAUGAAGCAUUUCACUUUUUUUAUUCAAAGCCAUUAAUGAAAUAUGUAGUUGGCCAGCCCAACACAGUUUAUCUGCCACCAGUACCAAUGGCUCUCUUCAUUCCCUGGGCCAGCUUACCAGGUGGCUGUAGAUGUCAAAGUCAUAUCUUAGCCAGUGUUCAGUCUUAUUUCCCCAAAUUAAUAAAGUGCUUUUCUUCAGGAUUUUAGUAUAGAGUAGGCUGUGUCUGUGGUUUUGUUAAUGCAUCUCCCAGAUUUCAAAGAACUAUCAGUUUUGCCAUGACUCAAAUCUUAAAGAUCUGCUGUUAAGUUUCUCAAACUGAUGUUCAUUGGAAAAAUGUUAUUUGUUUUAUUAUAGAAAUUAUUUCUAAUAAAGCAGUAUUUAAUACAAUUUCCAGUUAUUUUUGUUUGGAGAAGUUUGCUAUUAUUGCAUUACCUUGAAUGUUAGGACGAUGUGGUAUGUGUUGCUUGUUCCUUAAUAAAAAAAAGUAAGCACAAUAAAGUGGAUGCUAAACCAUCAAAUACACAAAUGCCCCUGCUGUGUCCCUGACAGUGUAAUGAGCAGUGUAAUAAAUAUUUUAGUUAUAGUUUUGUUAUAAAUAUAACUUAUGAGAAAAAAUUUGAUAGGAAUAAUACUGUAUAUUGCUAAUUUUUAACUAUACCUACUAGCAAACCUUAUAAUUCAUAGACUUUGUGUGUGUGUGUGUGUGUGUGUGCGCGCGCGCGCGCAUGGUAUUCAUUGCACAGAAAUUUCAUGAUUGGUUCAAGAACAGUAAGUUAAGUGAUUUCCAACUAAAAUUCUCAACUCUUGUCAAAUGCCUCGUUCUUUUGGCUGUAUGUUUUUAGUAUCGGGCUUCUUAUGCUUUUCAUUCCUCUUUGAGGUCUGAGAGCACCAUAUUUGGGAGAGUUACAUAUAUUAGGAGAGAAUGAAACAGUAAGAAGUUUUACUUUCAGAGAUACUGUAGGUGCUAAUAUUGGAUUUAAUCUUUCAGAUUUAAUUUCUUUUAUGGGUCUGUUAGUUAUUCAAUAAAUCCCAUAGGUCUGUGUAAUAUUUUAAUUGUAUAAAACAUCUUUGUUAUUUUAUAGGCUAUAAUAAUGUGUUUGUCUGCCUUUUAAACCCGUUGCAAUAAUUUUGCUGAAAUAUUAACACAUUAGUAAAACUUUUCUUAAACA